Molecule: messenger RNA, 1115 nt
Organism: Marasmius oreades (fairy-ring Marasmius)
Lineage: Eukaryota; Fungi; Basidiomycota; Agaricomycetes; Agaricales; Marasmiaceae
Exons: 9
Coding region: 1-939 (312 amino acids)
Cellular component (GO): peroxisome
Source: RefSeq, a predicted model, not a curated record
AUGUCUGCUGAAGAACUAUCCAAAGUCGUAGGACACCAACUUCCAGAUCGUCCAGUUGCAUGGAAUAAACGAGACCUCUUAACCUACGCAGCCGGCGUUGGGGCGAAACACGAUGAUUUGCACUUUGUUUACGAACUUCACCCCAACUUCUCCGCGAUCCCAACAUACCCUGUCGUCCUUGCUCUAAAGGGAGCGGACCAGGAUGUCAACUUGUUUUCUGAACGUGUCGGAGGUGGAGGCAAGCUACCUGGUGUACCCAAACUGGAUCCUAACAGGGUGCACGGUACCCAGUCUAUUGAAAUUCUCAAACCGCUUCCUUUGGUUAGUGGCCCCGGUUGGGUCUGGAAGAUGAGAUAUACAUCUGUUGUUGAGAACAAAAGUGGUUUGAUCCUCACUGCCGAAAACCUGUUGGUAGACCCUCAGGGGGUCCCAUAUGCGAAACUCUACAGCUCGUCAUUUAAUGUCGGCGCAAAGGUGACAGGCCAAAGAUUCUCAAAAGCUAUCGCAGGACCUCCGCAGGCAAAAGAGAUACCCAAACGUCAGCCCGACUGGACAGUCAAAGACAACACCACUCCUGAACAAGCAAUCGUCUUCCGUCUCAGUGGUGAUUAUAACCCGCUUCACAUCGAUCCCAGGAUCGGCCAAGCCGCCGGUUUCGGAGGAGUCAUCCUUCAUGGUUUGUCGACCUUUGGGUUCGCUGCCCGUGCACUCCUCAAAGCUGUGGCUGGGAACGACCCUAAUGCUUUGAAGUUUUACGGUGUGCGAUUCACGUCUCCUGUAAAACCAGGUGACGCACUCGAAACUCAAAUAUGGGAGGUCGGUCCUGGACCUGAGGGUACCAUCGAGGUCACUUUUGUCACCAAGAAUCUGACGAGUGGAAAGGUCAGCUUAGGCGGAGGCAUCGCAUACAUCAAGAAGUCCGAGAAGAGCAAGCUGUAGUGAAUGUUUCUCGUUCGCGAAAACUUCUCGAAAGUUGCAUAUGACGGACUCUAUAUAUAUAUAUAUUACUUGUGAAUUCUUCAACUCUCGUCAAUCAAGGAACAAUCGAAGGCUUUUCGUCGAGCCGCCUUCCGAGUGCUCUUGCCCUGUCCCACAUUUCGUCACCUUCAAAAUAG